UCUUUAUAAUAACAAAGUAAUGGGGUAAUUUCCGCCUUCCAUCUUCUCUUCUUGGCUCUGUGCAUUUUUCACCUCGAAAGCCGAAGCUCCGUCUCCCUCGCCUUCGAUCAGAUCCCUCUACUGCGUGCAAUGGCAAAUCGAUGGCUGAGACCUGAGGUAUAUCCCCUUUUCGCUGCCGUAGGGGUUGCCGUGGGGAUCUGCGGGUUCCAGUUGGUACGCAAUAUCUGCAUCAAUCCUGAAGUCAGAGUGACCAAGGAGAACAGGGCUGCUGGUGUCUUGGAGAACUUUUCUGAAGGAGAAAAAUAUGCCGAGCAUUUUCUGAGGAAGUUUGUCCGCAACAGGGCCCCUGAAAUUAUGCCAUCCAUCAACAGCUUCUUUGCCGAUCCAAAAUAAGGUUGGCUGCCUUACGUGAGAAUAUUAGCAUGUCUAAUACCAACAGUAAUGUGUGUGCCCUUUACUAAGCCUUGGACGUUUUCAACAGAGAUUUGUGUUGGAUUUUAUUUGUACUCAUGGUCAAACUGGAAUAAGUUGCUGGUUGAAUUGAAUUUUAUCUUGAAUAUAUUUUGAGUUGGUUGAGAAAUUGAGAUGAGAUGGUCGGUUUUGUUCUGGAACA
Molecule: messenger RNA, 613 nt
Organism: Carica papaya (papaya)
Lineage: Eukaryota; Viridiplantae; Streptophyta; Magnoliopsida; Brassicales; Caricaceae
Product: B12D protein
Source: RefSeq, a predicted model, not a curated record